Molecule: messenger RNA, 1593 nt
Organism: Wasmannia auropunctata (little fire ant)
Lineage: Eukaryota; Metazoa; Arthropoda; Insecta; Hymenoptera; Formicidae
Product: coiled-coil domain-containing protein 149
Exons: 9
Coding region: 285-1559 (424 amino acids)
Source: RefSeq, a predicted model, not a curated record
ACCCAAUGACUCAAUACAUCCAUUGACAUUUAUAUCAAAUUUUAAUUUUAAUUUGUAAUAAUCACAGAUUUUUAUAGAAAUCUGUGGUAAUAACACGAAAAAGUAAGUGUAUAGAAAAUUAUUUGAUAAUUAUUCGGUUUAGCGGCCUCACCUUUCGAUGAAAUUAUGUUCGUUUUUGCACGAAACGAAAGAAUCUGGUAGAAAAAGAGCGUCGCUCUGUUCCGCUAACUGAAAUAUUAAUCGUUAAAGUUGACAACUAUUCUGGUUAACUUUUAAUUAAGGAUAUGAUGGAGGAAAAGACGAGUCGUUCCAACGAGACUGACGUCAACGAUGCUAACGUGGAGUCAAAAGCAAUGCUAAAGAGAAAAUUGCAAAUGAAGUCGGAAGCGCUUGUGUUGUUGAGCCAGGAGAUGGAUCAGUGUAGGACAGAACGAGAUCAGUUUAAGCUGAUGGCAGAGCAAAUUCAGGAGAGGUUUCUACAUUUGAAGAAGCAGAUGUGCGAUAUGAAGGAAUUGAACAGAUGUUACAACUUGGACGACGAUUUUAGAACCUUGGAUUUAUUAGCAGAAGCACGAGAGCAGAAUAAGUGUCUCAGGCUGCAGGUCGAAAUGUUAAGACAGAAGCUGGCGGAUGCCGAGGGUGAUAUCAAGGUGUUACGUACAAAUAAUAAUCGUAUACCAAUUGAACAGCAGGAAACUCAAUUAGCACCAGCCAUGCAUCAAAGAGAAGAGAUGAUAGAACAGUUAGAAAAAUUAAAUUUAAAGUGUUCACAGUUGCAAACAGAUCUACAAACAGUAUUGGAUGAAAAACACGAGUUGGAGAUGGAAAGGGAUGCCUUCAAAUGUAAGGCUCAUCGUUUGAAUCAUGAACUGUCCAAAGCUUUAAAUGCUAGUAAACCAGUUGAUUUGGAUGCUCUUAUCAAUGAAAAUCGAUAUUUGCAAGAGAGACUGCAGCAAUUACUGGAGGAGAAGGAGCUCACGCGUCAAUCUUUGUCAAAAUAUAAGAGUAUGUUAGAUAGUAAAAGAGCCAAAGGUGCUAUCAAGUUGGGAGCAAAUUCUGCAGCUGGAACAGUGAUGACUCACAAACAAGUCGAACAGCUUCUUCAACAAAGUUCAUAUGUACCGCCUCAGAAAUCUGCUGCCGCCGUAACCGAUCUACGAUGCCUUUGCACUGCCUUGCUGGAGGCUUUAAACGACAAAACUUUAGCUCUGGCGCAUCAGAAGAAAGCGAACAAAAUACUGGCAUUGAGAAUUUGUGAAUUGGACAGUGCUGUACAGUCACCGACCACCAAGCUCUUGGAGGGAUAUACUAGCGCCAAUGUUGAUUUGAGAAGUGACAAUGACUUAAAUGAUUUAAAUCAUACAACUAACAAUAGCGUAGAUAAUAUCGAAGAAAACAAUGUCAUAACGAGUGAGAACAAUAUACAAUGUAGUUCUUCGCCUGAAAGUCAAGUUAUGCAACAAUUGCAAUCGAUACAAAUGAGCCUUCCAAAGAACUUAGGAGUAUUGGUUCAAAAGGCAUUAAAUAAUCUGAAGGAUAAUGAUAAACAGAAAAUGUGAAAUUAAAAAAAUACAAAGAAUGUGUGUAUGUGCA